CGGAGGUCCUAGUGUUCCCUCUGCAGCCUCCGCCAUCAAGGCCUUCGUCGACGUCCUGGGCAGCAAAGAGCCCUGAGGUGGCAGGAGCGACUCCUACCAGGCUUCGGCACUGGGAAUGUACACCUCUGGCUACCGGAGGCCAAGAAGCAUCCGUGGGGUCGCAGAUUGCACAGAAUCGUUAGUGCAAGUGUGGGCGGGGACUUGGCAGAGAGAAACCAAUGAGAUGUGUUUCGAAGCGGAGAGCCUAGCCAAUUAGAGAGAAGAAUACGCCCAGGGAGCCAAUGGGCAGGCGAGAGUCGGGCCUCUCCUGCACCUGGUGGCCCCAGCAUGGAAUGGGAGUACCAGGGGUAUCCAUGGCCUGAGUGGGGCGAUGGCUCAAGAGGGCAAUCAGAGGAAGAGAAGGACUCUAUUCCAAUUCCUGACUGAACAUUUCUACGACGUGGAGGCCCUGAGGCAGUACUUAGUCCAGAAACAAAUACUGAAGGUGCACAAGGAAAACGGACCCCUCAUCGCCAUCCAGAAGCAGUAUGGCCCAUAUGUCACAGGUGCCUACUUCGUCCUGAAGCUGGGAGGUGCAGUCAAGUUUCAGGACCAGGAGUGGAUCCGGCCAAAUGGGUGUGCCCAUUUCUCUCCAGAGUUUGUCAAGUUCCACGCGGUGCCUGUGGAGGCUGUGGAUGUCAGCAGCUGUGCCAUCAACUACCAUGGCCUGGACAACCUCUUGCUCCUCAAGGAACUAAGGUCCCUGUCGCUGCAGCGGUGCCCCCAUGUGGAUGAUUGGUUUCUCAGCCGCCUCUACCUGCUGGCUGGUUCUCUGCAAGAACUGUCACUGGCCGGGUGUCCCCACAUCUCAGAACGGGGCCUUGCCUGCCUCCACCACCUCCAGAACCUCCGCAAGCUGGACAUUUCGGACCUCCCAGCCGUUUCCCACCCAAGACUCACUCAGAUCCUGGUGGAGGAGAUGCUGCCCAACUGUGAGGUCUUAGGGCCUGACUGGGCCAAGGGUGUGGAGCUGGGGCUGGAGGAGCAGCCUGGGGAUCUAGCCAGCCGUGUCCCUACUUAGUCUUCAGCCUGUGUCCCACUCCAGCGGGAUUUUGGAGAGUUGUGUGUCGAGUCUGUUGGCUUCCACACUCUGGCUACAAGUGGAGUUCACCCAACAUUGGGGGGUGAGGGGCAAAUCAAAGGGAAGGAAAGAUGAGAUCAGGGUAUUGAUUCCUGACUGCCUCCUGGCAGUCACAGCUCCAAUCCUGCCAGGCAGCCCUUUCCACACACUGCUGCAUGCAGUUCUGGGGUUCUCUGCACGUGACCUUCACUUGGCAAAAGGCUCCUGCAAACCGUCUACAUUUGAGUGUGCAUCCAUCUCUUGCAGGGGCCCUGACUAACGCUAAGAGUGCUGCUGGCCCUUUACAGCAAUGGUUCUGCCCUGUACAGGACUGGUCAGCUUAUUGUAGGUGUCCAGCAUCCUUGGCCCACACUGACUAAGGGCCAGUAGCCCGAGGUCCUGUGGCAUGGCUGCUCUGUGAAAAUGGAGCUGGGCCUUUGGAGUAUUUCUCUGCUAAAUGGCAUGUUAGCCUUUGUCAGUAGAGGGCGCAGGGGAGGCGUUCAGGGGAAAGGCUGGCUCAUGCACUGUGCGCUUACUCAGGGUCUAGAUGCUGCAGGGCACUGCUCCCCAGCACCCAGCUCCUGGACUGCUGUAUGGUCUGCAGCCUUGUCUGGCAUCCCCACCCCAGAUGGAUUUCCAGUCAGUUCCAAGGCACUUCACUAAUGAAUCCCUCAUGAUUCCAUUUCGCUGUUGAAGUCAAUAAUUCUUUAUAUUAAACUU
Molecule: messenger RNA, 1819 nt
Organism: Castor canadensis (American beaver)
Lineage: Eukaryota; Metazoa; Chordata; Mammalia; Rodentia; Castoridae
Gene: Dmac2
Product: distal membrane arm assembly component 2
Source: RefSeq, a predicted model, not a curated record